AUGGCUAUAAAUCCUAGUGGUUUCAUCUGUUUUCUGUCCAAGUCAUAUGGUGGUAGAACUAGUGAUUCAUUUAUUAAUAAUGAAAGAGGAUUCUUAUCAAAAUUAGGAGAUGAAGUUCUGGCAGAUAAGGGCUUCCAUUUCAUCAAAGUAGUCUUGAAAGCUUCGAAAAGUAUUCUCGUUGUACCACCUAUUCUUCACAGUGGUCACUUUUAUGAGGAUAAAGUAUUAGAAACAUAUACCGUUACUAGUGUGCGCAUUUACAUAGAAAGGGUUUUUAAAUAA
Macrosiphum euphorbiae (potato aphid) is the source of this 282-nucleotide messenger RNA. The record is from the annotation of a GenBank genome assembly. NCBI's taxonomy places the organism in Eukaryota, Metazoa, Arthropoda, Insecta, Hemiptera, Aphididae.